This is a messenger RNA of Pseudoliparis swirei, 3950 nucleotides long. It is a transcript of the gene ipo4, whose product is annotated as importin 4. Gene Ontology annotation, biological process: protein import into nucleus. Bases 331 to 3591 code for a protein of 1086 amino acids. Lineage: Eukaryota; Metazoa; Chordata; Actinopteri; Perciformes; Liparidae. Gene Ontology annotation, cellular component: nucleus; cytoplasm. The transcript has 30 exons. The record is from RefSeq and is a predicted model, not a curated record. Gene Ontology annotation, molecular function: small GTPase binding; nuclear import signal receptor activity.
ACUCACAUGGAGCUCCUGGCGCGUGCUGGCCGUUGAGACCCUUUACGGACCAGCCCGAGCAGCUUGGGGAGCGGAUCUGUCAUCGCUCGCCACCUGGCUUCAUAACUUCAGACCUACUUCUCCGACUUUUCACGGCAAACGCGAUUAGCUCCUGACUCGACCGGCCCACGGAGGCUCUGUUUACACAGUUGUCAGCCAUAAGCUCCGCCGGGACACUGUUGGGAACCGCGAAAGGACAACUCGUUUGAUUGACGUUAGAAACGUUAACGUUAACUCAACGGCUAACGGCCGCAACCGGUCCGCUGAAGGUGAUCGCUCCGGGCUGUCGAGAUGGCCGAGGAACUUGAGAACAUUCUGUCACAGCUGAUUCAGCCGGACACCGCCGUCAUUCAGCAGGCCACCGUCCGGCUGAAACAGGCUUUCAAAGACCCGGCCAUUAUACCAGCCCUGUGUGCUGUCAUGAGUGGCUCCCAAAACCCUCAGAUUCGCCAGUCGGCCUCAGUGAUGUUGAGGUUGAGAGUGAAGAAACACUGGAAGAAGAUUAGCCCUGAAGAUAGAGAGAGCCUAAAGGCAGGGGUGUUGCAGGUCUUCAUGCAGGAAACAGAGCACACAGUGCAGCACUCGCUCUCCCAACUGUGCGCUGUGAUGGUUAAACAUGAGACACCCGACCGCUGGCCUGCCCUGCUGCAGUUACUCAAUGAAUCCACCAAGAGCAGCAACCCUCAUGACCGACAGGUUGGCCUCCUGCUGCUGGAUAAGGUGCUGGAGUCUAAUCCUGAGCCUUUCCAGCCUCACUACAUCCAGCUGCUCCAGCUGUUUCAUACUGUGCUGCAGGACCUCAACAACCCAACGGCCUUGUACUACUGCAUCCUCACCCUCACAGCCAUGACUGCAUACACUGGCACAAAAGAAAUUAACCAGAUGCGAUCUCUCAUCCCGAGUCUGAUUGUUGCUCUGCGACACCUCAUCAAGGCAGAUCAGAACCAAGCAAGCAAGGCCAUGGAGGUGUUGAAUGAGCUCAUGGAGAGUGAAGUGUCCAUCAUUGUCCCUCAUGUUGCAGAAAUUGUCGGCUUCUGCUUGGAGGUGGGCAGUGCCGCCACACUGACCAACUCUCUGCGAGUGAAAGCACUGUCUUGUAUUGCCUUACUCAUCAAGAUGAAGAGCAAGAUGGUGCUGAAGCAGAAGCUGCUGUCCCCCAUCCUGCUGGCCAUUUUCCCCGUGCUGUGUGCAGCUCCCCCACCUGGGGAGCAUGACCCGGAGGAUGAGGAGGAUGACAGUGAAGAUGACACAGACAAUGACAACCCCAAACGCUGUGCUGCUCAGAUUAUCGACACUAUGGCACUCCAUAUGCCCCCAGAAAAGCUGUUUGAACAACUGAUGCCCUUCAUCCAGGCCGCCCUUACCAGUGAAAACCCCUAUGAGAAGAAAGGGGGUCUCAUGUGUCUUGCUGUGCUAGCUGAAGGAUGUGCUGACCACAUACGCACCAAGAUGCUGUCGUCAAUGCUGCAGACGGUGUGCCAGAGUCUUUCUGACACUAAUCAGGUGGUGCGCAGUGCCAGCCUGUUUGCCCUGGGACAGUUCUCCGAACAUUUACAGCCUGAAGUGAGCAAGUACUGUGAAGAGUUGAUGCCUUUGCUGCUGGGCUACCUUUCCUCCUUGAACCAGGCUAAGGUCGGCCAUGUCACUAAGGCCUUUUAUGCCCUCGAGAACUUCAUGGAGAACCUUGGAGACGGUAUUGAGCCCUACCUGCCUACUCUGAUGGACACCAUGUUGUCUGCGCUUAACAACGCUGAAAGCCUAAAGAUAAAAGAGCUUGCCGUGUCUUCCAUAGGGGCUAUAGCCAAUGCUGCCAAGGAGCUGUUGGUUCCCUACUUCACUCCAGUUAUUGAAAGCCUGAAGAGCUUCCUGACUGCCACCACAGAGGAAAUGAGGUCUCUGCAAGCGCAGUCCUUGGAUACUCUCUCUGUGCUGGCCCGGACCAUCGGCAACGAUGUCUUCCGUCCUCUUGCUGCAGAGUGUGUUCAGCUGGGCCUCAACCUCACUGAUACCAUUGAUGACCCUGAAUUGAGACGCUGCACGUACAGUCUAUUCUCUGCUGUAGCCACAGUCAGCCCAGACUGCCUGACUCCUCACCUCACGGCCAUCACAACAAUCAUGCUGCUGGCUCUCAAGUCCACCGAGGGCAUUACGGCACACGGUGAGGAGGACAAGACCUUUGUCCUGCUGGAUGAUGACGACGACGACGACGAAGAAGUGAAAGAUGCGGAUCAUUUUCUGGAAGAUGAGCCUGAGGUCGAUGUCCAUGAUGUUGCAGGGUUCACUGUGGAAAACUCCUUCAUCGAUGAGAAGGAAAAUGCCUGUGAUGCUUUGGGACAGAUUGCCUACAGCACUGGUGCUGCCUUCCAGUGCUUCCUGGAGUCCAGCUUCCAGCAGGUUUACGAGAUGAGAGAUUUUCCCCAUGAAGACGUCCGCAGGGCAGCAUUUGGCGCCAUGGGCCAGUUUUGUCGAGCUCAGCAUCGAGUGUGGGAGAGUAUUCCCACGGAGGAGAACCAUCUGGUCCUCCUGAAGUUGCUGGAUGUGGUGCUUCCUUGCUUUGUGGAAGCAGUGCGAACAGAGACCGAGCGCCAAGUUGUGAUGGGCGUCCUGGACACCAUGAAUAAUGUCAUCAAGUCCUGCAAGGAGGAGGCCUUCAAAAACCCCGAACACCUUAAAGCUGUCAGCCACGCCAUACGUGAUGUGCUUAAGAAAAAGACUGUUUGUCAGGACAGUGGUGAUGAAGCUGAUGAUGAUGACCAACAGGCGGAGUAUGAUGCCAUGCUCCUGGAGUAUGCCGGGGAAGGAAUUCCCAUCGUGGCUUCCUCUGUGCCUGCAGGCAGCUUCGCCCCUUUCCUCAACGACCUGCUGCCUCUGCUCAUGAGCAAAGCUAAAUCCACGUGCUCGGUGGCCGAGCGGUCCUUCUCUGUGGGUACGAUCGGAGAAAUCCUGCAGGCGCUUGUGAGCGUGUCCGGAGGUCAAGUGGUGGCGAACAAACUGUCCAAUCGUUUGCUUCCUGUGCUGGUAGCGGGAGUGAGGGACAGUGAUCCCGAGGUUCGCAACAACGGCGUGUUCGGACUGGGAUGUCUGGCCCAGGCAACUGGACCCAAUGGGAUAUCAGACUAUCCGAUGAUGCUGUCUGUGUUUUCCAACAUGCUGACCAAAGAGUCUGACCUCAGGGUGAUCGACAACCUGUGUGCUGCCCUGUGCAGGAUGAUCAUGACCAAUGUGGACGCUGUCCCUCUCGAGCAGGUGGUGCCCGCUCUCGUGGCUCGCCUUCCCCUCAAAGAGGACUUUGAGGAGAACAAGACGGUGUACAGCUGCCUGGCUCUGCUCUACACACACAGCCCUGCUCUGAUUGUGACCCUAAUGAAGCCCAUAGUUGCUGCGUCCAGUCAUGUCCUUUGCACAAAGGACAUUAAUGAAGACGUGCAGCACACUUUAGCCAUGCUGAUGAAAGAAUUUUCCCGGCACCACUCUGCAGACUUCCAAGCGGCUGUGACCUCACUUCCUGGAGAGCAGCAGGCCAAAUUAAGUGCGGCCGUCUCUGCCUCAUAGCCGCGCACAGCCUUCCACUCUGAAAGCCAGCUAAAACAAUACAUUUGUAAACUGUAGGUGGAAAAUGGGACGGUUGUUUGUGACGUCUCCAAAAUGAUCUAAAUACAGCGCUUCCACUAUUCUAAUCACAUUUGAGAGUUUUGCAAUCUGAGUAUUCACUUUUAAUUUAUCGCUUGUUCUGACGUUUUAUUGUUCUAAACAGUUACGGUUUGCCAUCCGGUGUUACCAUUGUACUUUGUUGUUCCUGUAAAGUGCUGAUAUUAACUGCUGCUAUUGUUUAGUCACGCUUCUGGCUUUGCUAUCUGAGUGGGAAGCAAUGAGUUUGAACCCCUGAUAAAUGUAAUUUUCUUUCUUUGAAA